AUGUUUUCUCUCUCCAAGGCUCUCCGCCACGUCGGGGUGGGAUGGCUAUGCGCGGCCGCCCUCUCCACGGUUCAUGUUGCGAGCGGCUCUCCAACACUGCAAGACACGUCUCUGGCCAAGCGCGCGGCCGCCGUCGACCGCCUCGUGUUCUGCCACUUUAUGAUUGGCAUCGUGGGCGACCGCACCAGCGCGAGCGACUACGACGACGACAUGAAGAGGGCCAAGGCGGCGGGCAUCGACGCCUUCGCGCUCAACAUUGGCGUCGACGGCUACACGGACCAGCAGCUGGGGUACGCGUACGACUCGGCGGCCAGCAACGGCCUCAAGGUCUUCAUCUCGUUCGACUUCAACUGGUGGAGCCCCGGCAACGCGGGGGGCGUGGGCGCCAAGAUCAAGCAGUACGCGGGCAAGGCGGCGCAGCUGCGCGUCGACGGGGGCCGCGUCUUUGCGUCGUCGUUUGCGGGCGACGGGCUCGACGUCGACGCCAUGCGGAGCGCGGCCGGCGAGAACGUCUACUUUGUGCCCAACUUUCACCCGGGGCAGUCGGCGCCGGACAAGAUUGACGGCGCGCUCAACUGGUUGGGCUGGGACAACAACGGCAACAACAAGGCCCCGACCCCCGGACACACCGUCACCGUCGAGGACGGCGACAACGCCUACACCAGCUGGCUCGGCGGCAGCGGCAAGGCGUACAUGGCGCCCGUGUCGCCGUGGUUCUCCACGCACUUUGGGCCCGAGGUGUCGUACAGCAAGAACUGGGUGUUCCCCGGCGGGACGCUCCUCUUCGACCGCUGGCAGCAGGUGCUCAGCAAGGGCUUCCCGCUGCUCGAGAUCGUGACAUGGAACGACUACGGCGAGUCGCACUACGUCGGGCCGCUCAACUCGCCUCACUACGACGAUGGCAACUCCAAAUGGGUCAACGACAUGCCGCACGACGGCUGGCUCGACCUGUCGGCGCCCUUUAUCGCCGCGUACAAGGCCGGGGCGUCUUCUGUCGACGGCCACAUCACCGACGAGAAAGUCGUCUACUGGUACCGCCGCACGCUCAAGGCGCUCGACUGCGACGCCACCGACACCACGGCCGGGCGGCCCGCCGACAACGACAGCGGCAACUACUUCAUGGGCCGGCCCAACGGGUGGGAGACGAUGGACGACGUCGUGUACGUGGCGACGCUGCUCAAGGAGGCGGGCACCGUGACCGUCACCUCGGGCGGGCAACAGUCGACGACGCACAACGUCCCCGCCGGCGCCAACAUCUUUGCCGUCCCCGCGGGCGUCGGGCAGCAAAAGUUCAAGCUCAGCCGCGGGUCGGCCACGGUCCUCGAGGGCACCUCGCUCAUGGACAUCUCCGACGUGUGCCCCUGCGGGCUGUACAACUUCAACGCCUACGUCGGCUCGCUCCCGGCCGGCUUCUCCGACCCGCUGCAGCCGCACGGCCUCGCCUCGCUGACCGUCGGCUUGCACGUCUCGACGUGUGAGGCGAAGCCCUCGCUCGGCACCAACCCGCCGGUGAGCACGCCUCCGGGCCAGACGACCACGACGACCACGACGUCGUCGACGACGCCCGGCCAGUCUACGACCUCGACCAAGACGACGACGACGCAGCCUCCCGUGACGAGCGCCCCUGGCGGCGGAAACGUCUGCGUUGAGGGCACCAACGCCGAUGGCGAGAGCGGCAACUACUCGGGCCUGUGCAGCUUCUCGUGCCGCUACGGGUACUGCCCGCCGGGCCCCUGCAAGUGCACCAAGUACGGCGCCGCGGUGCCACCGCCGCCUGAGACGGGAACUAACGGGUGCCCGCUGGCAGGUGAGGGCGACGGGUAUAAGGGCCUGUGCAGCUUCUCGUGCAGCCAUGGGUACUGCCCUGACACAGCCUGUCAAAGGUGCUAG
This is a messenger RNA of Purpureocillium takamizusanense, 1890 nucleotides long. Its product is annotated as Glucan endo-1,3-alpha-glucosidase. The transcript is spliced from 4 exons. The record is from RefSeq and is a predicted model, not a curated record. Gene Ontology annotation, biological process: mating projection tip cell wall disassembly. Lineage: Eukaryota; Fungi; Ascomycota; Sordariomycetes; Hypocreales; Ophiocordycipitaceae. The coding region runs from base 1 to 1890 and encodes 629 amino acids. Gene Ontology annotation, molecular function: glucan endo-1,3-alpha-glucosidase activity.